CAUUUUUAUUAGUAAAAAUGAGGCGUUUUACUUUAGUGGAAAAGAUAUUAGUGAUAAACCUGCUAAAAAACAAACAAACAGAAAGCCUAGCCUGGCUGGCUUGUCUUAGCUGGUCUCUUAAGUUUGUCAAAAACUGGUUUUCAAUUGGUUGAUCUGCUUUCCACACACUAAAGUUUGGGUUUCAGUCAUACAAAAUGAAAAUGAAAUAAUAUGAGUGUUAUUGUUAAAACGUUUUCAAUAAUGUUUUGUUGCCUUCAUAUAGCUAAAAUGAAGAAAACAUAAGUGAACGGGUGAAGUUGAAGAAACUCUCAGACUCUACAGAUGCUGCCUCUCGCAUAAUGUCUGAUUUCUGGUUACCGAAUAGCGUCCGUGACCGGAAAACUAACGCGAGCGCCCGUGAUCUGCGUGUCAAGGACGAGACGGGUGGGUGUGAAGACUCAACUACUUCAGUUAAUGUUACACUGAAAUCAUACUGUACUUUCGACUGGAGUUGACUUGGCUUCUUCGUCUCGCUUCUCCUGGUCUGUGGCUGUAACGCACUGUGAAAUCAAUAUGACGGCCAUAAAAAUCAGGGUCGGGGCUGUUCCACACGGGAAGUCCACUCCUCUUUUUCUAGACGUAUUUUGCCGCAGUCUCAUUAUCCUGUGUACAUCUCUGUCGGUCGUCCUCUCGUCUGUUGCGGUGUGUGACGGUCACUGGCUGCUGACCGGCAGACACAUGUUCGGGCUGUGGUAUUUCUGCUCAGUGGAGCAGCAGCAGAGCUCUGAGUUGGGGUCACAGAGCUUCAAAGCCUCCUCUAACUGCACCAGAAAUCUGGAGGAGGCAGGGGUGGACGGUCUGGGUGUGGGCCUGGCGGCGUGUCGCUCUGUGAUCACUCUGGCUGUGGUCAGUGCCAUAUUCGGACUGGAGUUGCUUGUGAUGUCGCAGGCGAGCGAAGGGAGGGACUCCAGUCAGCGCUGGACUCUCGGGGCGCGGCUGGUCCUGCUGGCGGGGCUAAUGGCUGCAGGAGGGGUGGCAACGUUUGUACUCCUCUUAGGGACAUUUGCAACACUGCUUGGGUUCACACUCACCUUCUGGUGCCAGUUCACGGCCACCUUCCUGUUCUUCCUCAAUGGAAUGGCAGCACGGCACAUCCAGCAUAUUGAACCUCUGCUGCCCUUUAGAGGACAACCUGACAAACUGUAGAAAUAAACAAGCUGCUGAUGGUU
This is a messenger RNA of Megalobrama amblycephala (Wuchang bream), 1208 nucleotides long. It is a transcript of the gene tmem37, whose product is annotated as transmembrane protein 37. Lineage: Eukaryota; Metazoa; Chordata; Actinopteri; Cypriniformes; Xenocyprididae. The record is from RefSeq and is a predicted model, not a curated record. The transcript is spliced from 2 exons. Gene Ontology annotation, molecular function: calcium channel activity; voltage-gated monoatomic ion channel activity. Bases 553 to 1185 code for a protein of 210 amino acids. Gene Ontology annotation, cellular component: membrane.